Mugil cephalus (flathead mullet) is the source of this 6167-nucleotide messenger RNA. RefSeq names its product E3 ubiquitin-protein ligase RNF31. The transcript has 24 exons. Gene Ontology annotation, cellular component: LUBAC complex. The coding region runs from base 322 to 3591 and encodes 1089 amino acids. The record is from RefSeq and is a predicted model, not a curated record. Lineage: Eukaryota; Metazoa; Chordata; Actinopteri; Mugiliformes; Mugilidae. Gene Ontology annotation, biological process: protein linear polyubiquitination. Gene Ontology annotation, molecular function: ubiquitin protein ligase activity; K48-linked polyubiquitin modification-dependent protein binding; zinc ion binding.
CACGCACCUGGGGAUGAGGACUAGCUGCAGUGUGUUUUCCGAAGGGGAGACUGGCUUUACCGCCGUGGAACACACAACUGAUAAUUAAUUUAAUUGCCUUAAAACAUUCCUUUAAAAAGCUUUUGAGUGUCACUUUCGACCCAUAUUGAGUCUGACGCGAGGGCUUAGCGUGUUUCGGUUUGAGUCCAGACAUCAGCAGCGCUUUGCCCCUUCUGUUCAUUUUACAUUCGCGACACUGCUGCAGCACUGGUCGAAGAGGACCAAAGCUCUGCAGCGCACUGAAGACAAGGAUUUCACCGUCGUGUUCUUGAUGGACAGAGAAUGCCAUCGCUGGCAGAGCAGCUGCACAACCUGCGAAGUCGGACUCAAGUGUGUCUGUACUCUGGGGGCACAGUGGUGGAGAUGCGGGCUGGAGUGAUGGCCAUGGCUAGUUUGCCUUUACCACCCUGCUCCAAAUACUGCCACAUUGCUGCAGAGACCAUGGUCAUAGAAAAUAGCUUUGGUAGCAACAGAAAGGAGACUCUUGCAUCUCUUCAGCGUUUGUCUACAGCACUGAACAUCUUGGAAAAGUACGGCUGUAAUUUGACAAAUCCCAACAGGCCAAAGUACUGGAGGACAGUGAAACACAACAACCCGGUUUUCAGGGCCACCGUUGAUGCUAUUCAGGGGGGACGAACUGUGCUUGGUUUAUAUGGUUACUCCAAUCAGCAGCGAGAUGGACUCAGUUUCCCUGAUGAUGUCACAGAUCCUGAUGUGGGCAGAGUUGCUGCAGUAACUCUAGAAGUAAUGAGCCUGAGGAUGGAACUUGAAAUGCUUAUUAAGGAGGCUCAUCCCCAGCCUGAGUUCUAUGAGAGAAUCAUCCCUACACUGAGACACAAGGAUGUGGGUCUCAACACUGAUACUGUGAUCAACUCCUCCUCCUCCUCCACUGUGUGUCACCCAGACAACCAGACCAAGUCUCUAGCCAUCUCCCAUUGCUCCUCGAAUGAGAACAGCUAUGGUCAUUCUCUGUCUACCAAACACCAAAGUCUAAGACCAAUUAAAGCAUUUGCCACCUCCUCAAACAAACAAUCAGUGAAUUGCACUAUUUGUGGAAUACUCCGUAUCUCUGCUCACUGCCUCACCUGCCUCCAGGGGCUCUGCUCAGACUGUGACAGACUGUAUCACUCCUGUCCUGAGAGAGUUAACCAUCAUCGAACAGCCAUCACAUCAUUAUCAUCAUCAUCUAAAAGCAGGAGCAGUCGCAGUUCUUCCACCUGGCAAUGCCUCCUCUGCACUAAAGUCAGCUCUGUCCAGGAUUUGCUAUGUGUAGAGUGUGAGCGCCUUCGCUUGGAAUCUAUGAGCUCAAAACUGGAUGAAUGUCAACCUGCCACUGUCACUGAGUGGCAUUGUAAGAGCUGUACAAUGGUGAAUGCAGCCAGCAGUAUUCUGUGUGAGGUGUGUGAAAGACCUCGUUUGGCCACACGACCUCCAGUGACCCUGUCACGUCCACCAAUCACACCCCCAAGACCACCAGCACCAGUACUGGGUAUGCCCGGUGAUCCUGACAGCCAGUGGGUGUGUCAGUUCUGCACCUAUCUAAACUACUCUCCUGCUACAGUGUGUGAAAUAUGUGACCUGGCUCGUCCAGAGCCUGCACCCCUCCCUUUGAAGCUCUGCCCUCCCUCUCCAGUCAGACGGGUCCCAGCCCUGCCAGUCAAGCCAGCUCCUGAAGACCUAGACUCAUGGAGGCAGAAGCUGAUGAAGGAGGAGGGACUGAAACUGAUUCAGUUAAUAAGAGAUGGAGAGAAGAAAGGACUGAGUCCAGAGGAAGUGUACACAAGCAUGAAGGUAGCUGGGUACAGCAGCAUCCUCACCUGCAAGUGGUUAAAAGCAGAACUUCCUGUGGUGUUGGACCAGAUCGUGGUGUUGGUGGCAUCAUCCUCCCAACAAUCUGUCCUUGAGCAGACCAUAACUGAACCCACAAAAACACCAUUUGAAGGCCCUGUUGUGGAUGGUGGGAGAGCAGUAGACCUUGCAGAAACAAAAUGUGGGAUCCAGCUGUCCCGGGCAGAAGCCAAGCAGGCCUGGUUGAUGGCAGGAGGUGACACUGAGAGAGCUGCCAAACAAGCUCUGAGAGACAGACUCACUAAGGUAAAAGAGAUGUGUGGGCUGGGCUUCAGUGAUGAAAACUGUUGUCAUGAGUUUUUGAGGCGGAGCAGUGGUGAGGUGAGAGGGGCAUUGGCCCUGUUGCAGCGACCCCUUCUGGAGCCCUUUCACAAGCGCAUUUGGAGUGACAAGCCAGAGCCUCCUGUAGAAAUCCAUCACCCUGACAAACAGCGCAUAUGUCGGAGGCUACUAGCAGUAUAUGAUCUCCCCAGCUGGGGUCGCUGUGAGCUGGCUCUGUCCCUACUUCUCGAGCACAGCGCCCCCUACUCACUGGAAGAUGUACUGCAGGCUGUACGAGAGUCUCAUGACAGGGAAUUUAUCAAAAGAGUACUGGCUAAAGAGUGUCCCAUUUGCCUCUCGUUUUUUCCGCACAGCAAGAUGCAGUCUCUGACAUCGUGCCAGUGUUCUGUGUGUUGUGAUUGUUUCCAGCAGCACUUUACCAUUGCUGUAAGAGACAAACACAUCAGAGACAUGGUGUGUCCAGUCUGCUGGGAGCCUGACAUCAAUGAUCCUGAGCACCUCAAUAGCUAUUUCUCCACCCUGGACAUCCAGCUCCGAGAUUGUCUGGAGCCAGAAGUCUAUGAGCUGUUCCACAAGAAGCUGACAGAACAGGCUCUAAUCAAGGACCCCAAGUUCCUCUGGUGCUGUCAUUGUUCGUAUGGGUUUAUCUAUGAUGGAGAACAGCUGAGAGUAACCUGUUUUCAAUGUCGAAACAGUUUCUGUGCUCAGUGUAAGAAGCCUUGGGAGCCUCAGCAUGCAGGUCUGUCCUGUGAACAGUACCAGUCGUGGAAGAGAGAGAAUGAUCCAGAGUAUCAGAGACAAGGCCUGGCUGGAUACCUUAGAGAGAACGGAAUCACCUGUCCUAACUGUCGCUUUCAGUACGCACUGUCUAAAGGAGGCUGCAUACAUUUCUGCUGCUCACAGUGUCGUUACCAGUUCUGCAGUGGCUGCAACAAUCCUUUCCACACUACUUGUGCAGUGAGUGAAUGCAGUGUGUCUGGACUACAUGCCCAUCAUCCCAGAGACUGUCUGUUCUAUCUGAGGGACUGGGAACCUUCCAAACUGCAGGAUUUACUACAGAAUAAUGGAGUGGCCUUCAACACUGAACCUCCUCUUGGGAUGCAGACAGGUCUGUGUGGAGUGAUAGAGCAGAAGGAUGAGGGAGGGCAGCAGCCUGAUUCAGCCUGUGGAGCUCUGACCCAACCUGGACAUGCUGGACUCUGCGAAAAGCAUUACCGGGAGUACUUGGUCAGCUUAAUCAACAACCACUCCAUCGACCCUGCCCCCCUCUACAACUGCAAUGAGCUUCUCUUGGCCUGCAAGAGAUACAAAGUGGAUGACACCCCCAGGAAUGAGGAGGACGUCUUAACCUUCUACAACAGAUUACUUGAGAAACUGAUGGAUGAAGUACCACUUGGUGACAAGGUGCCUCGCAAGAAAUAAAGAAUGCUACUUACUGUUUCCUGCAGUUUAAGUCAUUUUGACCUUUCAACCUAAAACUUAAAAAUGUGGAUGAAAUAACAACUGUGUCCUUAGACUUUAAUUUAAUUUAAAUAGAUUUAAAAAUGUUAGCUCCUGUUCCUGUGAUGGUGUAAAUGCAGAAGCAUUUUCUACCUGGAUGGUUUUAGUUUUAUUUGAUCAAGAAAUUACUGAGAAAAUGAGACAUCUGCACACUUCAGAAUCAGAAUCAGCUGUAUUGGCCAAGUGGUCAUUUAUGUGUGCAAUGACAAGGAAUUUGACUCCAGUCACUUUGCUCAGUGGUACAAAAGAAAAAAAAACACUUAAAUAAGCAUAUAAAUAAAAGAAAAUAGAAAAACUGUGUAACAUAAAUUAGACUUUCAGAAUAAAAUAAUAAUAGAAGCAGAUAUACACAAUGAACUUGUAUAUAGGCUACAUGUAAUGAGAGUUAUUGUGAGAAUAGAUAGAGUUCAUCAGAGCGACAGCCCGGGGAAAGAAACUGUUUUUGUGCCGGAUGGUUUUGGUGUACAGUGCUCUGGGAUGUGAGGGGGUACCAGCCUGCUUCUUGACCCUGGACCAGACAAGGUCCUGGAUGGCAUAGUACCGCCAUCUUGGAUCUCUGUCACUUGCAUGUGACAAUAGUUUUGAUGAACCAUUUAAUGGCAUGAAGAAAAAUGGAAUAUUGAUUAACUGAAUAUAAAAGUCUUUGUUGUUACAGUCACUUUCUUUCAGAAACGAAUGAGGCAGUAUUUUGGAAUGGAAACUUUGACAUUGGUUGUGAUUAAAUGAAGUCAGCGUCCAUCUUCUUAACCACCAGGUUACACUGACCAGCUAACUGGCAGUAUACAAUAGCCUAUACAUGAAUAAGCAAAAUAUUGGGUUGCACUGGAUAGUCAAACAAUCAAUAUGCUCACAAUGGAUUUUUAUGCUUCAAAUGCUGUUGUUAAAAACAUUUACAUAGCUGAGACAAUGAAUGAUGGAACUGAUCUUCAACAACUAUUGUUUAGCUGUAUGUCUUAAUUCCAGAAUGCACAGAUGGCUCUGUAAAAUAUUCCCUGUAUCAAAUAUGCUGUUAGUGUUUUUUUCCCAGACAACAUCCUGAAGGUAUGCACAGCAAUUGACUGGUCAGUGGUCACACUGUUGGCAGGGUUUGAUUUCUCCUGCUCUUGAGCAGGUUAGCAGGGUAGCAGCCUGGGAAACCCAAGUUAAGCCCAACGAUAUCUGACUUACUCACCAUCUUCACUCUAUUGUUGUCUUGGCGUCAGAUGAUGUCACCACCUUACAGUUUGUUUGUGUCCAAUUAACUAAUUUGAUUAAGUGCUGUAAAAGUGUGAUUGAUAGGGAACAGCACCCUUAACUUGACAAAUGUGAAUGUGAAAAAGUGAUGAUGUAAACUGCUUUUCCUGUCUUUCUGCAUGUAUGUUGAUGUCUGUGUAACCUACUUUGUCCAAAUAAAUGUUAAUAGUAGUAGAUAAUAGUAAUUAUUAAUAAUAGUAGACUGAUGACCUUUUUUUUACAGUUACACACAUUCACCUGGUCAAGAUGUGGUUACUAUUUGGUCAACCUCAGCUGAAUAAUGCCAUCACACAAACAAUGCCAAUCUGGCGAUGGGACACUGUUUUUAGCUGACCAACUCCAAAACAGGGUGUGUAUGAGAGCCUGACUGCAUUCAUCUGGAUCCCUCCAGGCUCUUGCAUGCUUUCAGUGAUUCCAGGGGACAUGAAACACUAAACAUAGUUACUGUAUGUUAAAGAAGGUCUCUCAUACUAAAAAGAUUAUAGAAGUUUUAACACUGAUGGCCAAAGUAUUUUCAAAAUUGUACUAUUUAAGUUUCAGUGCUAAAACACGGGGCGCCGCUAUUACUGUUGUGUUGCCAAACGUCAUUGGAUUGGUUUGCCCAAUUUGCGGUCGCACUGAGCAGCUACAUAUACAUUGAAAAUGACAGGGAAAAAUAAGGAGAUUACAAAAAAGAUUAAAGGAGGCAUAAUCUGCAUUGUUCCUGGAUGUUAACAUGAGUUUUAUAAAGUUAAUGACUGGGAGAAACCUGUUCAUUUUCAUUAUUUACCACUGACAUUCUCAAGACUCACCUUUUUAACUGAGUCACCUUUUAUUCUUAUUUAUUUAUGCUCUUAUUAUUUAUAUUAUUUAUGUAUCUAUUUAAGUAUGCUUUUAUGUAUUCUGAUUCUGAUUUACUGUUUUUAAUUGCUCUUAUUUAUUUAUUUGUUUGUUCAUUCCUUUCAGUAUUAUUCAUAUUUUACUCUGUUAGUUUUUAGCUCCACUCCAGGAGCUAUGUUUGGCCUGCCUACAGGGGUGCCGUCCUGGGAGUUGUCCUGGCCUGGAGUGGGCCUGUCUUGGUCAGGGUGGUCUCUGUGCGGGUGUCCUCUGUGGCUGUGGCCUGUGGCACCUCUCGGUGUGGGCGGCUCCUAACGAAUGGUGUUUCCUCCUGUUUGGGGAAUAUGGACGUGUCUAGUACGCUGUGUGUUUGUUUUUAAUGUAAUGCACUUUGUGUUGCAUUUUUUAUGUAUGAAAAGUGCUCUAUAAAUAAAGUUUGAUUUAUUUGA